Glycine soja is the source of this 762-nucleotide messenger RNA. Its product is annotated as putative disease resistance RPP13-like protein 1. The transcript has 3 exons. Gene Ontology annotation, biological process: defense response to other organism. NCBI's taxonomy places the organism in Eukaryota, Viridiplantae, Streptophyta, Magnoliopsida, Fabales, Fabaceae. The record is from RefSeq and is a predicted model, not a curated record. The coding region runs from base 1 to 762 and encodes 253 amino acids. Gene Ontology annotation, molecular function: ADP binding.
AUGGGAAAGAAAUUUUUGCUUGUUUUGGAUGAUGUUUGGAAUGAAAACUAUUCGAGUUGGGAGGCACUACAAAUUCCCUUCAUUUAUGGAUUUUCAGGAAGUAGGAUUCUUAUUACCACUCGUAAUGAGAAGGUAACAUCAGUCAUGAACUCCUCCCAAAUACUUCAUUUAAAGCCACUGGAGAAAGAAGAUUGUUGGAAGCUAUUUGCAACUCUUGCAUUUCAUGAUAAGGAUGCCUGCAAAUAUUCAAAUCUUGUAUCAGUUGGUAGUAAAAUUGUUGACAAGUGUGGAGGAUUGCCUUUAGCCAUAAGAACAUUGGGAAAUGUCUUGCAAGCAAAAUUCUCCCAGCAUGAAUGGGUUGAGUUUGACAAGGAUCAGUUAAUCCAGUUGUGGAUGGCAGAAGGUUUGUUGAAUUUCUGGCAAAUAAAUAAGAGUGAAGAAGAGUUAGGUGCUGAGUUCUUCAAUGAUCUAGUGGCAAGGAAGCAUAGUGGGUUUGAUGUUAAGGAGUUGGGGAAUCCUAACAAUCUCCAAGGAACACUUUCAAUUUUCAAGUUAGAAAAUGUUACUGAUCCUACAAAUGCCAUGGAAGCUAAUAAGAAAGAUAAAAAGCAUUUAGAAGGAUUAGUGUUGGAUUGGGGUGACAAAUUUGGAAGGAGCAAUGAAAACGAGGACAAAAUAGUCGAAGGGCAUGUGUUGGAGUCUCUUCAUCCAAAUGGUAAUUUGAAAAGGCUAACUGUUUUACGUUAUGAUGGAACCAUUUGA